AUUGCGCACAUGUGUUGUCAAUUACCUAAACGCCCGUCCGGGCGCACAGGUAGCAUCCGUCGCCAGGUAGACUGUGGGAUUUUCCGGCCAAUUGUUGAAUGAACGCAACAUAAAACCAGCCGAAUGCUGCCCAAAGACAGUUAGAAGCCAAGCCAACGUCAGCCAGUCAAGUCCAGCAUGUUCACGUCCAGAAGCUCAGCAAACGCCGUGCCGCGCACCAGUUGCAUCACCUGCAUCAUUUUGCUGCUCGCGCUAGGCGCCGCCGCCGGCAACGUGCUCCGGGAGCGACUGACGCUGCCCCAACAGGUGCGCAUCUGGCAGUGUCGCCAGCGCUGCUAUCAGCAGACGCUGCUGCAGCCGGUGACGCCGGCACUGUGCCACGCCCGGCCGGAUUGCUAUAUGUGCCACGACUAUUGCCGCGUUCUGGUCGUCGCCGAAUGGAGCCUGGCCAGAUCCAUGUGUGCGGAUCGCAUCUUCUGCAGCCGCGGCUGUCGCACCGCCUGCCGGUUCCAUCAGCUGCACACGGCUAAUGCGGCGCCAUUCGCCAAUGCCCUCAGCAAGGCGUGAGGCAAGCGCACGGGCGGGUCAAGGCGGGGUCGGGUUCGGGGCUGCUUGUGGGUGUGGGGCAGGGUAGCUUGUAUAUAAAUUAAAAUAGCAACUAAGCUCUAGAUAAUAUGACCAAUAAACUAAAUGUAAAAGCAAAAAAGAAA
This is a messenger RNA of Drosophila virilis, 710 nucleotides long. RefSeq lists its product as uncharacterized. NCBI's taxonomy places the organism in Eukaryota, Metazoa, Arthropoda, Insecta, Diptera, Drosophilidae. The record is from RefSeq and is a predicted model, not a curated record.